Messenger RNA from Miscanthus lutarioriparius, 1482 nucleotides. Lineage: Eukaryota; Viridiplantae; Streptophyta; Magnoliopsida; Poales; Poaceae. The record is from the annotation of a GenBank genome assembly.
AUGGGUGUAAUCAGCACUGUUCUUGGUUUCACUGGAUUUGGCUUUGGGUUCUCGGCUGGCAUUGUUAUUGGGUACUUCCUCUUCAUCUAUGUCCAGCCAGCUGAUGUCAAGGAUGUCAAAGUUUGCCCGCUUGUGGAAUAUGAUUCAAAAUCUUUGGAGGGCAUCCUUCCUGAAAUUCCAUUGUGGGUCAAGAAUCCCGACUAUGAUAGAAUUGAUUGGCUGAACAGGUUUUUGGAAUUGAUGUGGCCUUAUCUUGACAAGGCUAUCUGCAGAACUGCACAGGAUAUCGCAAAGCCAAUUAUUGCUGAGAAUACUGCAAAGUAUAAGAUAGACUCUGUUGAGUUUGAAACACUUACUUUGGGUAGUCUACCACCCACCUUUCAAGGGAUGAAAGUCUAUGUCACAGAGGAGCAAGAGCUGAUAAUGGAACCAUGUCUUAAAUGGGCUGCAAAUCCAAAUGUCACUGUUGUUAUAAAAGCUUAUGGUUUGAAAGCUACUGUCCAGAUUGUUGAUCUACAAGUCUUUGCAUUACCUCGUAUUACUCUGAAGCCAUUAGUGCCUACAUUUCCUUGCUUUGCAAAAAUCCUUGUCUCGCUCAUGGAGAAGCCACAUGUUGACUUUGGGCUAAAAAUUCUUGGAGCUGAUGUAAUGGCUAUUCCUGGUCUUUACAGAUUUGUUCAGGUCGUUAGAGCCCAAAAUUUGCGAAAGAAGGAUCUGCUGGGUAAAUCAGACCCAUAUGUGAAACUUAAAAUGUCAGAUGAUAAGCUUCCAUCCAAGAAGACUACUGUAAAGCGCAGCAAUCUCAAUCCAGAGUGGAAUGAAGAUUUUAAGUUUGUUGUGACUGAUCCAGAAAACCAGGCUCUUGAAGUUGGGAAACAUGAAAAGAUGGGAAUGAACAUGGUCCUACUGAAAGACCUCCCACCUGAGGAGACUAAAGUUACUACCCUCAACUUGCUUAAGACCAUGGAUCCAAAUGAUGUACAAAAUGAGAAGUCUCGUGGCCAGCUUACUCUAGAGCUCACAUACAAGCCUUUCAAGGAAGAAGAUGGGGAGUUAGAAGAUCCAGAGGGUACCAAUGUGAUAGAAAAAGCUCCAGAUGGUACUCCAGCUGGUGGUGGAUUGCUUUAUGUUAUUGUUCAUGAAGCCAAAGAUCUUGAGGGGAAGCACCAUACAAACCCCUAUGCAAAAAUAAUUUUCAAAGGCGAAGAGAAGAAAACAAAGGUCAUCAAGAAGAAUAGGGAUCCACGAUGGGAGGAUGAAUUCGAGUUUGUGUGUGAGGAGCCUCCUGUAAAUGAUAAACUACAUGUUGAAGUCCUAAGUAAAGCCCCGAAGAAAGGGCUGAUAUAUGGCAAGGAAACUUUGGGCUACAUUGAUGUCAGCCUCGCAGACGUGAUCAGUAACAAGAGAAUUAAUGAGAAGUACCAUCUCAUAGACUCAAAAAAUGGUCAGAUACAAAUUGAGUUGCAGUGGAGAACUUCCUAG